AUGCAGUUCUCAUUCACCGCCGCGGCUCUUGCCACCCUCGUCGGCUACUCUGCCGCCCACACCCUCACCAUUGACGUCUGGGUCAACGGUGCCGACCAGGGCGAUGGCCGUUCCACCGGCACCGGUACCACCAAGUACAUCCGUUCCCCCGAUAACAACAACCCCGUCAAGGACAUCACCAGCGACGCCAUUGUCUGCAACGUCAACGGUGCCAAGGCCCAGACUGGCUUCGUCAAGGCCGCUGCCGGUGACGAGUUCAAGUUCGAGUGGUACCACAACAGCCGUGGUGACGACAUCAUCGACCUUUCCCACAAGGGUCCCAUCAGCACCUGGAUCGCCCCCUACACCGAGGGCAGCGGUGCCGAGGCCAUCUGGACCAAGAUCCAGGAGUCUACCUACGAGGGCGGCAAGUGGGCUGUUGAGACUCUUGUUGCCAACAAGGGUAUGUCUCCCUCAGUCACCAUUCCUUCUACCCUGAAGGCUGGCAAGUACCUCGUCCGCCAGGAGAUCAUUGCCCACCACGAGUCCGACACCACCUACGAUGUCAACCCUGCCCGCGGUGCUCAGUUCUACCCCGCCUGCGCUCAGUUCGAGAUCACUGGUACCGGCUCCGAUGUUCCUCCCCAGAACUUCGACUUCACCACCGGCUACAAGUACACCGACGCCGGCAUCCACUUCAACCUCUACAACGCCGAUGCCUCCACCUACAAGGCUCCCGGCCCUGAGGUCUGGACCGGCGGCUCCGGCUCUGGCUCUUCCCCCGCCUCCUCUGCCGCUCCCGCUGCUUCUUCCACCGCCGCCGCCGCCGCCACCUCCGCUGCUGCCACCACCACUGCUGCUCCCAUCGCCACCUCCGCCGCUGCUGCCAAGCCUACCACCCUCUCCACCGCUGUCAGCUCUGCUGCUCCCGUUGCCAGCUCCAGCUCCGCUGCUGCUCCCGUCGCUACUCCUACCAAGGCCCCCAGUGCCGGCUGCAAGCGCCGCCGCUCCCGCAAGGCCCGCCGCUCUGCUCACUAA
Colletotrichum paranaense is the source of this 1017-nucleotide messenger RNA. Its product is annotated as glycosyl hydrolase family 61. The record is from RefSeq and is a predicted model, not a curated record. The coding region runs from base 1 to 1017 and encodes 338 amino acids. The transcript has a single exon. Lineage: Eukaryota; Fungi; Ascomycota; Sordariomycetes; Glomerellales; Glomerellaceae.